AUGCGGUGCACUAAACCGAAAGUCGCCAUGCAUGAAAGACGGCAAGUGUACGAAACGAUAUCCAAGAGAGCUUCUCCAGGAGACUCAGACAGGGCACGACGGGACACACUUUACCGCAGAAGAAAGGCGGGAGAUGGUGGAUUUACAGCAAAAGUGACAAUCUUAGGUUGCAACGAAGUGGAAAUUGAUAACAAGUGGGUGAUCCCUUAUUGCCCUAUUCUGUCCAAGAUCUUCAAUGCGCACAUUAAUGUUGAGUACUGCAAUACAGUGAAAUCGAUCAAGUACAUAUGUAAAUACGUCAACAAAAGUAGCGAUCAGGCAGUAUUCGAACUUGAACGGCAAGAAAUGAGGAGCGACGAGGUUUCAAGGUACGAGAUUGGAAGAUACAUAUGCAGCAGUGAAGCAACAUGGCGUAUUCUCGACUUCCCGAUUCAUCACAGGUAUCAACCAGUGGAGCAUUUGUACGUGCACCUGGAGAAUGGGCAACGUGUGUAUUUUACCGAAGACAACGUAAGAGACAGAAUAGCAGAGCCACCUAAAACUACUUUGACAGCAUUCUUCGACCUUUGCCGAGAAGACGACUCUGCCAAAACUCUAUUGUAUUGCGAUGUGCCACGCUACUACAGAUGGGACAGAUCCAGUAAGAAAUGGAAACGAAGCAUCCAGGGCAUCCACGUGGAAGGACAUCCAGGAAUCAAGUCAUGCUGCGACACUCUUGGUAGAGUGUACACUAUCCACCCAAGCGCAUUUGAAUGCUAUUGCUUGUGCCUUCUCCUUCACAUAGUCAGAGGGCCGACAUCGUAUGAAGAUCUUAGAAUGGUCAAUCAAUUCAAAAGAAGCUGCUCUCAGUCGCUCUCCCCGCAUGCUGAGAAAUCUGUUUGGCACUAUGAUCGUCACGUGUGGGCUGGGAAACCCAAAAACCUGUGGGAUAAACACAAAGAGAGCUUAGCGGAAGACAUACUACUUGAGGUGCGCUAUCAUAAUCUUAGCCAAGAACCUUGCUUCAACCAAACACUCAUACUGCUGGAAGACAUAGUUAUUAGAUUAGGAGGCCACGAGCUUAAAGCGUAUGGUCUGCCGACACCUCAGAGAGACCAUCAGGUAUGCAAUUGCAGAGACUUGAUCAGAGAGACCAACUAUGACCAAGAUGAGCUUACAGCGUACGUAUCAAGCAACGAAUCAUUACUGGUGCCAGACCAAGCUGCGGCUUAUCACGUCAUCCUAGACAACAUGCAGAGUGGAUCUGGUGGUGUUAUCUUUCUAGAUGCAUCUGGUGGCACAGGCAAGACGUUCCUUCUCAACCUUUUACUUCCUAAGGUGAGGCAACAAAAGAAGAUUGCUGUUGCUGUUGCUUCAUCAGGAAUUGCCGCAGUUUUGCUUACCGGAGGCAGGACUGCCCACUCAGCUUUCAAACUUCCGUUAAACUUGGCACAUACGGAGACGCCAACCUGUAACAUCGCUAAGGGUACAGGAAUGGCCACAAUACUAAAGCAAUGUCAGCUGAUUGUGUGGGAUGAGUGCACAAUGGCAAACAAGCUGGCGCUGGAGGCUCUUGAUCGCACGCUAAAAGAUAUCAGAGAGACACAACAAACAGCUUUUGGCGCUGUAACCGUUUUACUUGCUGGUGAUUUUCGGCAAACUUUGCCAGUCAUACAGAGUGGAACCCCGGCAGAUGAACUUUCAGCUUGCCUUAGGUCUUCUUUUCUAUGGCAGCAAGUCCAAACUCUUACCCUGUCUACUAACAUGAGAGCGUGUCUUGAAGGGGACGCAACAGCGGGAGAGUUUUCAUCGAUGCUGCUAUCAAUUGGAAACGGCGAACUGACUGCUGAUGAGAGCGGACUGGUAACCAUACCACCCGGAUGUGGAGAAUUAGUUAACAGUGUAGAGGCACUUAGCGGAAAAGUCUUCCCCAACUUGGCUGUAAACUACAAGAACCACAAGUGGUUGUGCGAGCGUGCCAUCCUUGCACCAAGAAAUGACAUGGCCAGCGAAAUCAAUGAAAAACUUCUUAUGCAAUUGCCUGGAAAAGAACAGCUGCUAAAGUCUAUUGACACAGUCGUGGACAUGUCGGAUUCUGUGCAGUAUCCAACCGAGUUCCUAAAUUCAUUAGACCUUCCUGGCAUGCCACCGCAUAAUCUUAAAUUGAAAGUGGGGUGCCCGGUUAUGCUUCUCCAAAAUCUGGAUGCUCCCGAUCUUUGCAAUGGAACACGACUCAUCAUUAAACAGAUUUUGCCGAACGUUCUUGAAGCCACCAUACUGACAGGACAAGCUCAAGGAAAAGACAUCUUCAUACCAAGAAUACCGCUCAUACCAUCGGACCUUCCCUUUCAAUUUAAACGACUGCAGUUUCCACUAAAAGUUUGCUUUGCAAUGUCCAUCAAUAAAUCACAAGGUCAAUCAUUGAAAGUUGCUGGGUUAGACUUGCAAACAUCUUGCUUUUCGCACGGGCAACUGUAUGUUGGGUGCUCAGGAGUUGGCAGACCUAGCAGCCUCUUUAUCAACGCACCGGAGCGAAAAACAAAAGAUGUAGUAUAUCAUAGAGCGUUGCAGUGA
Molecule: messenger RNA, 2553 nt
Organism: Corticium candelabrum
Lineage: Eukaryota; Metazoa; Porifera; Homoscleromorpha; Homosclerophorida; Plakinidae
Exons: 3
Coding region: 1-2553 (850 amino acids)
Biological process (GO): telomere maintenance; DNA repair
Molecular function (GO): DNA helicase activity
Source: RefSeq, a predicted model, not a curated record